Peronospora matthiolae is the source of this 372-nucleotide messenger RNA. Lineage: Eukaryota; Oomycota; Peronosporomycetes; Peronosporales; Peronosporaceae. The record is from the annotation of a GenBank genome assembly.
AUGGCGCCUCCUCACCACAAGUUCUCGCUGCGUUACGGCCACAGUUACCUCAAGAUUGCCAUAUUCUUUGAUGACGGAUCGGGCACUGUAGCCGAUAUCAAGCAGCUGAAGUUCGCUAUUGACAACACGCUCAAGACGGCGUUCGGAGUCGUGGGCGCUGCAGCCAGUGAGUUUGACGUCUUGGCCUUCGCGAAAAUGGCUACAAACAGCAGCGAGCCCAGUACAGCAUUGCUGCGCGUCCAGCGUAGCGGCCUCGAGGUUUUAUGGGGCGCCAUCACCAUGUGCACGUUAAUGAAUGGGAAGCUGUGCAAGCUGGAGGUGCUGCACACGGGUGACUCGCUCAUGGAUAUGGCUUCAGGGAGGUUUCUGUAG